CAGGAGCUUUGCCGAUGAGAUUUGAAUCUCACUUCGACACACAGAUAGGCACAAAUUUGUCGAACACAGAAUGCUCACAAGGGAGGCUUCACCGCUUAGUAGUACCCCGCUGAUCCCCAGAUUAUUGACACCCAAUUGACCAUGUUAUUACAUGAUAGAUUUCUCUGGGAGUGGAUCACAAGAUCGAACAGAACAGCGUUCAAGAUUACCGAGGUGUUACGAUGGAUGUGGGAUAGCUCCCAACAACUCCGACUUGAUAUACAACCCAAGAAAAUCCAAUUGAGUCGAGAAGAAGACAAGCCGCUACCUACACAGUGUCCUCAUCACCCACAGGCGUGUACUGAUUCACAUAAGGCACCCUGGUUGCGUCCGGUCAGACACGAGAUCAAUCUAGCGUGUCGACCGGACUUGAACAGUACCUACUUAGCGAUGUUUCUCGCCGUCACAAGCCCAGCACAUCCCACCGCGUACAUGCUGAGCAGCGUUCUCCAAUCGCCUUUAUGUUCGACUACAAGAGUUACCAGGUCGUAGACCAGACAUCUGUCAACAAUUCAGUCACUGGCAGCACUCGCCAGACCGAAUCCCAAACCGGUCAGAACCUUGAUGGGCAAAGUGGCAGGUUGAUCCCUGAAGAAGCUGCAGAACCAUUGUGCAAGAAAUCCAGUACGCCAAUACCGACGAACGUCUUGGACACGAUGUAUGUAAGUAGAGAUGAGGUCGAGCUGGUGUUCAUUGGCCCAAGUUUCGUCACUAUAUACCAUAGUCGGCUGAAGGUGUUGAUCGUGACAGAUCCUUGGGUGAUGUCCAGUCGGCCAGAGUUCCAGGCGACCAGCCUAGCUGACUGUGUCAAUUGGGUGCUCGGGUAUCCUAGACGCGGUAUACUUACCUGCAAUGCUCAGAUCCCCAAGACAAUACUAAGGCACGAACUUCACCAUCUGCUCCAGCUCCGCUCUUUCGGCAGGUUUGGAAGGGUCCAGCUUCCAGAGACGAUACAGCUAGGCAACUUGAAAGAGUUGCUGCGGGAAGAAGAACCUAGCGACAAAGAAAGGUUGAGGGCUGAAGAAUGACAAGCUCUGAUCAUGGAUAUCUUUCAUAUUGAGGGACAAUAGCAUACCAUAGUUUUGACCCGCAAAUUCGACCUGAA
Molecule: messenger RNA, 1144 nt
Organism: Exophiala xenobiotica
Lineage: Eukaryota; Fungi; Ascomycota; Eurotiomycetes; Chaetothyriales; Herpotrichiellaceae
Exons: 2
Coding region: 501-1067 (188 amino acids)
Source: RefSeq, a predicted model, not a curated record